This is a messenger RNA of Hemisphaericaspora subhashii, 631 nucleotides long. RefSeq lists its product as uncharacterized. The transcript is spliced from 2 exons. NCBI's taxonomy places the organism in Eukaryota, Fungi, Ascomycota, Pichiomycetes, Serinales, Debaryomycetaceae. The annotation marks the transcript as partial. The record is from RefSeq and is a predicted model, not a curated record.
AUGAAAAGAGUCCCUUUCAAUUCAGACUUUAUAGCCAUAAUAUUAGCCUCAAUACAGUCCCGUUGCGAGGAUACAGAAACUCCUACUAUCGUCACACUUCAAGAAGUAUUGGUCAAUCAGCUUAAUGAUAUCAAAUAUGGAUUAAACGGGAACGUGUAUUCUCGCCCUUGGGCACAUUUUGGAACUGGACGUAAUGAUGGCGCUUUUGCAGGUGAGUUUUCUCCCAUUUUAUACAACACAGAAGUCUGGGAUUUGGUUAAUGGAACCCAAACGUGGAUUAGUUAUACCCCAGAUAAACCUACAUACUUUCCGAACACAGAACAUAAAAGAGUUAUCACCCUUUGCACUUUUACCCAUAAGAAGACUGGAGUUGGUAUUAAUGUAAUCAAUACUCAUUUUGACAACAAAUCCAGUGCUUCAAGAAACUAUGGAGCAGGAUUAAUUUUGAGAUAUGCAAUGGAAUUCGAAAAUAAUUACCCAACUGUAGUUGGUGGGGAUUUUAAUUCGGAAAUGAAAGACUCUGCUUAUCUUCUAGUUGCAGGAGCAUUAGACAGUGCUGCUGAGGUUGCUUCGAGGUCCUACAAUAAGCAAUUAUCUACCGCAUCUGGAUUUUCACCAAAGAAACGAGGAA